AUGCGCAGUAUGUCCUCUUUGCCAGCUUGUUGCACCGUCCUCUGUUCCUCUCUCUCUCUCUAAACCAAGUCUUGCCGUCUGUGAGAGAGAGAGAAGGCCAAAGGAGCGAGAAAACGAUGUCAUCGGACGACGAAGGAAGAGAGGAAUACCUCUUCAAGAUAGUGGUGAUCGGCGACUCGGCGGUCGGGAAAUCGAACCUUCUGUCUCGGUACGCUCGUAACGAGUUCAGUGCGCAUUCCAAGGCGACGAUCGGGGUCGAGUUUCAGACGCAGAGCAUGGAGAUUGAAGGCAAGGAGGUUAAAGCUCAGAUUUGGGACACUGCCGGCCAGGAGCGCUUCCGUGCCGUUACCUCCGCCUACUAUCGUGGCGCCGUCGGUGCACUCGUCGUCUACGACAUUAGCCGCCGCACCACCUUCGAGAGUGUCGGUCGUUGGCUCGAUGAGCUCAAGAUCCAUUCUGAUACAACGGUAGCGAGAAUGCUGGUGGGAAACAAGUGUGACCUAGAACACAUAAGAGCAGUGAGCGUGGAAGAAGGCAAAGCCUUAGCAGAAGCUCAAGGUCUUUUCUUCGUGGAAACAUCUGCUCUUGAUUCCACUAACGUUACAACGGCUUUCGAAAAAGUCAUACUUGAUAUCUACAAUAACGUGAGCCGUAAGCAACUAAACUCCGACACUUACAAAGAUGAACUCACCGUGAAUCGGGUUAGUCUCGUUAAGGACGAUAACACUGGCUCUAAACAAAGCUCCGGUUUUUUAUCUUGCUGCUCCACUUGACACACACACACACAAGAAAAAAACUAUUUUUCAUUUUCUUUUCAACUCUGUUUCAUUUGUUUUUCCCUUUCUUUCUCACUGUAUUUGUAACUUUGCAUAAUGUUGUCACUUCGUCUCAUAGAAGAAAAAAAAACCGGAAUCCAUGAAUUGUAAUUUAUUUUGUCUCAAUUUUGGCAAAU
Molecule: messenger RNA, 952 nt
Organism: Eutrema salsugineum
Lineage: Eukaryota; Viridiplantae; Streptophyta; Magnoliopsida; Brassicales; Brassicaceae
Product: ras-related protein RABA5e
Exons: 2
Coding region: 117-773 (218 amino acids)
Cellular component (GO): endosome
Molecular function (GO): GTPase activity; GTP binding
Source: RefSeq, a predicted model, not a curated record